AUGGUGAGCGAGAGUCAUCAUGAGGCCCUGGCAGCCCCGCCAAUCACCACUGCUGCCACUGUUCUACCAAAUAAUGCCACAGAGCCAGCCAGUCCUGGGGAAGGAAAGGAGGAUGGCUUUUCUAAGCUGAAGGAAAAGUUUAUGAAUGAGUUGCAUAAAAUUCCAUUGCCACCGUGGGCCUUAAUUGCCAUAGCCAUAGUCGCAGUCCUUUUAGUCCUGACGUGCUGCUUUUGUAUCUGUAAGAAAUGCUUGUUCAAAAAGAAAAACAAAAAGAAGGGAAAGGAAAAGGGAGGGAAGAAUGCCAUUAACAUGAAAGAUGUGAAAGACUUAGGGAAGACCAUGAAAGAUCAGGCCCUGAAGGAUGAUGAUGCUGAAACUGGAUUGACUGAUGGGGAAGAAAAAGAAGAACCCAAAGAAGAGGAGAAAUUGGGAAAACUUCAAUAUUCACUGGAUUAUGAUUUCCAGAAUAACCAGCUGCUGGUAGGAAUCAUCCAAGCUGCCGAGCUGCCCGCCUUAGACAUGGGGGGCACAUCUGAUCCCUAUGUGAAGGUGUUUCUGCUGCCAGAUAAAAAGAAGAAAUUUGAGACCAAAGUCCACCGAAAGACCCUUAAUCCUGUCUUCAACGAGCAAUUUACUUUCAAGGUGCCGUAUUCGGAAUUGGGUGGCAAAACUCUGGUGAUGGCUGUCUAUGAUUUUGAUCGUUUCUCCAAGCAUGACAUCAUUGGGGAAUUUAAAGUCCCCAUGAAUACAGUGGAUUUCGGUCACGUAACUGAGGAGUGGCGUGAUCUGCAAAGUGCAGAGAAGGAAGAGCAAGAGAAAUUGGGUGAUAUCUGCUUCUCCCUCCGCUACGUACCUACCGCUGGCAAACUGACUGUUGUCAUUCUUGAGGCAAAGAACCUGAAGAAGAUGGACGUAGGUGGCUUGUCUGACCCUUAUGUGAAGAUUCAUCUGAUGCAGAAUGGCAAGAGGCUGAAGAAGAAAAAGACAACGAUUAAAAAGAACACACUUAACCCCUACUACAAUGAGUCAUUCAGCUUUGAAGUACCCUUCGAGCAAAUCCAGAAAGUGCAAGUGGUGGUAACUGUUUUGGACUAUGACAAGAUUGGCAAGAACGAUGCCAUCGGCAAAGUCUUUGUGGGCUACAAUAGCACCGGCGCGGAGCUGCGACAUUGGUCAGAUAUGCUGGCCAACCCCAGGCGACCCAUUGCCCAAUGGCACACCCUACAGGUAGAGGAGGAAGUUGACGCCAUGCUGGCCGUCAAGAAGUGA
Molecule: messenger RNA, 1269 nt
Organism: Lipotes vexillifer (Yangtze River dolphin)
Lineage: Eukaryota; Metazoa; Chordata; Mammalia; Artiodactyla; Lipotidae
Gene: SYT1
Product: synaptotagmin 1
Exons: 8
Coding region: 1-1269 (422 amino acids)
Biological process (GO): synaptic vesicle endocytosis; calcium ion-regulated exocytosis of neurotransmitter
Cellular component (GO): plasma membrane; axon; exocytic vesicle
Molecular function (GO): SNARE binding; phosphatidylserine binding; clathrin binding
Source: RefSeq, a predicted model, not a curated record